AUGACGUCUGAAGAAGUCCCGAUCUCUGAAGAGCUGAAGGGAUGUUACGAAAAUCUCAUUGUAAUCGACAUUGGCGCGAACUUGACGAACAAGAAAUACGGCCGUGAUCUCGAUUCUGUUAUUCAAAGGGCAAAAGAUGCAGGUGUCCAGAAGAUCAUGGUAACAGGCACAUCCGUUCGAAGUAGCAAAGAAGCAUUGAGACUAACACGCCUCUACCCCAGCACUAUAUAUUCUACCGCAGGUGUCCACCCUCAUGAUGCAAAAUCGAUGUCCGAAGAAGAACUUUGGAUGGAAUUAGCAAGUACGGCAGCUGCCCCGGAAUGUGUGGCCAUCGGAGAAUGUGGUCUUAAUUACACCAAGGACUUCUCGGAACCCAGUGUACAAAGAGAGGUGUUUAAACGGCAGGUGGAAAUGGCCUGCGAUCUCCGCAAACCUCUAUUCGUCCACGAAAAAGAAGCCCAAGAGGAUCUCAUAAAAAUCCUCGAUGAAUUCGCCAAUCGUUUACCACCAGUGGUCAUACAUUCAUUCACUGGUUCAGUUGAGCAGGGUUUGAAAUACAUAGAAAAGGGUUACUACCUGGGUAUAACUGGGUAUAUAUGUAAGGAUAAAUCCGAUGGUGGGAUCCGAAGACUGCUGUCAGAAGGGAUUCUGCCUCUAGAUAAACUAUUGGUGGAGACUGAUUCGCCGUUCAUGUAUCCUAACAUGAGAGCCUCCAAACUGCCGCUACACGUGAAGGACUCAUUGACUGAGAGGUCAAUGAACUUCGUGAACCGCUACUGUACCUUCCAACGUAACGAGCCGUGUUCCCUGCCUGCCGUUGUGGAGCUGGUCGCCGGCUUCCUAGGGCAGAGUCCCGAGGACGUGGCGCUCGCUACGGCCUUCAACGCGCUCAAACUGUUCGGACUCAGCCAGUAG
This is a messenger RNA of Danaus chrysippus (African queen), 915 nucleotides long. The record is from the annotation of a GenBank genome assembly. NCBI's taxonomy places the organism in Eukaryota, Metazoa, Arthropoda, Insecta, Lepidoptera, Nymphalidae.